Hydra vulgaris (swiftwater hydra) is the source of this 756-nucleotide messenger RNA. Lineage: Eukaryota; Metazoa; Cnidaria; Hydrozoa; Anthoathecata; Hydridae. The record is from RefSeq and is a predicted model, not a curated record.
AAGAACAAAUGAUUUACUCUUCCCCUGAUCUUCAAAUGAGCAAUGGUAGAAAUGAGUUAACUAGUGUUCAAAGCUUGGCUCUUGAUCAAAGUCCCACUCUUGAAAAUUUUAACACAAUAGUUAGUGAAAAUCAGAACAGUUGUGAUGCAGUAGAGGCAAGCAAAAGUGAUUCUGUGAAUAUUUAUUCUAUCAAUAUAAAAGAUCUUAAGUUUCCUCCAAAGAUUAAGUCGCGAGGAAGGCCUAAAGCUACAGAGAAAAAAACUGCAAUGGGUGCAUGUAGAUGGAAAAAAAAGUGUUUGUCUUAUAUUGAUAAAAGUGUAGCAGGAAAAAUAAAUGUUCUUCUGGGUGGUAUUCUCUUAAAUGGAAAAGUUGAGGAUAUUACUCGUGCAAUGCAAGCAGAUGUUGGUGAUUUAGAAUUAAAGGCUGGCAAUCUCCCUUCUGCAUUUCUCAAUGACGCUGCAUCAAUACAUAUUUUAAAACCAUAUUUAACCAGUUUGGCCUGGAAUAGGCUGAAGAAAGCAAUUUUGCAACAAAAGCAACUGGCGAAAUGGAAUUGUCCGUUUUGCACUUUAAAUACAGCUUCCAGUGAAAGCAUUGAAUGUGAUAACUGUUUAGAGUGGUAUCAUUUCAAAUGUGUUUCCAUUUCAAAGAAACCAAAGAAGGAAUGGUUUUGUGACAAAUGUCAUAAUAUAUUAAAUGAAAGUAAUAAGAAAGGAAAUUUAAAAAAAUCUGCAUAUAUAGUUUAAAAAAAAAUAA